AUGGGGGCCGCCGCCGGCCGGAGCGCCCACCUGGGGCCCGCGCCUGCCGGCCGCCCGCCGCGCUCCCUGCUGCUGCUGCAGCUGCUGCUGCUCGUCGCUGCCCCGGGGGCCACGCAGGCCGAGGCCGUCGAGUUCCCCGAGCUGUGCAGUUAUACAUGGGAAGCUGUUGAUACUGCAAAUAACAUACUUUAUAAAAUCAACGUCUGUGGAAAUGUGAAUAUUGCCCAGUGUGGGCCAUCAAGUGCUGUCUGUAUGCACGACUUGAAGACAAACAGUUACCGUUCAGUGGGUAGCUCUGUUUUGAGAAGUACAACCACAUCUAUUCUGGAAUUCAACACAACAAUGAACUGUGAGAAGCAGAGCACGAGUCACAAAAUCCAGAGUAGCAUCACUUUCCUCUGUGGGAAAACCCUGGGAACCCCUGAAUUUGUAACUGCGACAGAAUGUGUGCACUACUUUGAGUGGAGGACCACUGCAGCCUGCAAGAAAGACAUAUUUAAAGCUGAUAAGGAGGUGCCUUGCUAUGCAUUUGAUGAAGAGUUAAGGAAGCAUGACUUAAACCCACUAAUCAAGCUUAGUGGCGGCUACUUGGUGGAUGACUCUGAUCCGGACACUUCUCUGUUCAUCAAUGUCUGCAGAGACAUAGACUCGCUACGGGACCCAGGUUCACAGCUACAUGCCUGUCCCGCUGGGACUGCCGCCUGCCUGGUGAGAGGGGACGAGGCGUUUGACGUCGGCCAACCCAAGGAGGGGCUGAAGUUGGUGGGCAAGGACAGGCUUGUCCUGAGUUAUGUGAAGGAAGAGGGAGAAAAGCUCGAUUUUUGUGAUGGCCACAGCCCAGCAGUGACUAUUACAUUUGUUUGCCCGUCAGAGCGGAGAGAGGGCACCAUUCCCAAGCUCACUGCUAAAUCCAAUUGCCGCUAUGAGAUUGAGUGGGUUACUGAGUACGCCUGCCACAGAGAUUACCUGGAAAGUAAAACCUGCUCUCUGAGCAGCGAGCAGCAGGAUGUGACCAUUGACCUCAGGCCCCUGGCCCAGGAGGGCAAAGUCUAUCAUUCGGAUGGAAAAGAAUACAUGUUUCAUUUGAAUGUCUGUGGAGGAACUGAAACGCAGAUCUGCAAUAAGAAAGACACUGCAGUUUGCCAAAUUAAAAAGACCGAUUCCACUCAAGUCAAAGUAGCAGGAAGAUACCAGACUCAAACCCUCCGAUAUUCUGAUGGAGACCUCACCUUGUUAUAUUUUGGAGGCGACGAAUGCAGCUCAGGCUUUCAGCGGAUGAGUGUCAUAAACUUUGAGUGCAAUAAGACUGCCGGUAACGAUGGCAGAGGGUCUCCCGUGUUCACCGGAGAGGUCGACUGCACCUACUUCUUCACGUGGGACACGAAAUACGCUUGUGUCAAAGAGAAGGAAGACCUCCUCUGCGGUGCCACCGACGGGGAAAAGCGCUACGACCUGUCCGCGCUGGCCCGCCACUCAGAACCGGAACAGAAUUGGGAAGCGGUGGAUGGCAGCCAGACGGAAACAGAAAAGCAGCAUUUUUUCAUUAAUAUCUGCCACAGAGUGCUGCGGGAAGGCAAGGCGAGAGGCUGUCCUGAGGAUGCGGCCGUGUGCGCAGUGGAUAAGAAUGGAAGUAAAAAUCUGGGAAAGUUUAUUUCUUCUCCCACAAAAGAGAAAGGAAACAUUCAACUCUCUUAUUCAGAUGGUGACGAUUGUGGUGAUGGCAAGAAAAUAAGAACUAAUAUCACACUUGUGUGCAAGCCAGGUGAUCUAGAAAGCGCUCCAGUGUUCAGAACUUCAGGGGACAGUGGCUGCUUCUAUGAGUUCGAGUGGCACACGGCUGCUGCCUGCGUGCUGUCUAAGACGGAAGGAGAAAACUGCACGGUCUUCGACUCCCAGGCAGGGUUUUCUUUUGAUUUGUCACCCCUCACAAAGAAAAGCGGUGCCUAUAAAGUUGAGACACGGAAGUAUGACUUUUACAUAAACGUCUGUGGUGCAGUGUCGGCGGGCUCCUGUCAGCCCGGCUCGGGGGCCUGUCAGGUGGCCAGAAGUGAUAAGAAGACUUGGAACUUGGGACUGAGUAAUACUAAGCUCUCAUAUUACGAUGGGAUGAUCCAGCUGAACUACAAGGAUGGCACGCCCUACAAUAAUGAAAGGCACACACCACGAUCCACCCUGAUCACUUUUCUCUGCGAUCGAGAUGCUGGAGUAGGCUUCCCUGAGUAUCAGGAAGAGGACAACUCUACCUACAACUUCCGGUGGUACACCAGUUACGCCUGCCCGGAGGAGCCCCUGGAGUGUGUGGUGACCGACCCCUCCACACUGGAGCAGUACGAUCUUUCCAGGCUAGCAAAAUCUGAAGGCGGUCGUGGAGGAAACUGGUACGCCAUGGACACCUCGGGGGAACACGUCACCUGGAGGAAGUACUACAUCAACGUGUGUCGGCCUCUGAAUCCGGUGCCGGGCUGUGACCGGUACGCGUCGGCAUGCCAGAUGAAAUAUGAAAAGGAUCAAGAUUCCUUUGCUGAAGCAGUCUCCAUCAGUAACCUGGGAAUGGCAAGGACAGGCCCUGUGAUCGAGGACAGUGGCAGCCUUCUCCUGGAGUACGUGAAUGGCUCCGCCUGCACCACCAGCGAUGGCAGACUGACCACCUACACCACGAGGAUCCACCUCGUCUGUUCCCGCGGCAGCCUGAACAGCCAUCCCAUCUUUUCUCUCAACUGGGAGUGUGUGGUCAGUUUCCUGUGGAAUACGGAGGCUGCCUGUCCUGUUCAGACGACGACAGAUACUGAGCAGGCUUGCUCUAUAAGGGACCCCAACACUGGAUUUGUGUUUAAUCUGAGCCCACUAAACAGUUCCCAAGGAUACGUGCUCUUAGCCAUUGGGAAGACUUUUGUGUUCAAUGUCUGCGGCACGAUGCCAGUGUGUGGGACCGUCGAUGGGAAACCUGCUUCUGGCUGUGAGGGGGACACCGAGACGGAAGACCUAAAGGACCUGAGGCCGGAAAGGCCAGUGGGAUUCGAGAAAAGCCUCCAGUUGUCCACGGAGGGCUUCAUAACUCUCACCUACAAAGGGCCUCUUUCUGCCACCAAAGGUACCUCGGAUGCUUUUAUCAUCCGCUUUAUUUGCAAUGAUGACGUUUACCCAGGGACCGCUAAAUUCCUGCAUCAAGACAUCGACUCUGGACGAGGGAUCCGGGACACUUUCUUUGAAAUUGAAACUGCAUUGGCCUGUGUUCCUUCCCCAGUGGAUUGCCAAGUCACCGACUCGGCUGGAAACGAGUAUGACCUGAGUGGCCUGAGCUCAGUCCGGAAGCCGUGGACUGCCGUCGACACCUCAGCUGAUGGGAAAAAGAGGACUUUCUACUUGAGCGUUUGCAGUCCCCUGCCUUACAUCCCCGACUGCCACGGCAGUGCGGUGGGCUCUUGCCUAGUAUCAGAAGCCAACAGCUGGAACUUGGGUGUGGUACAGAUCAGUCCUCAGGUUGCGGCGAAUGGAUCCCUGACCAUCGUGUAUGUCAACGGCGACAAGUGUGGGACCCAGCGCUUCUCCACCAGGAUCACGUUUGAGUGUGCUCAGAUAUCAGGCUCCCCGACGUUCCAGCUCCUGGAUGACUGCGAGUACGUGUUUGUCUGGAGAACGGUGGAAGCCUGUCCCGUUGUCAGAGUGGAAGGAGACAACUGCGAGGUGAAGGACCCAAGGCACGGCAGCCUGUAUGACCUGAAGCCCCUGGCCCUCAAUGACACCAUCGUGCGCGCCGGCGAGUACAACUAUUACUUCCGGGUCUGCGGGAAGCUCUCCUCGGGGGUCUGCCUCACUGGCGACAGGUCUAAGGUGGUCUCCUCGUGUCAGGAGAAGCCAGGACUGCAAGGCUUUCAGAGAGUGGCAGGUCUCCUCACUCAGAAGGUGACUUAUGAAAACGGGUUGUUGAAAAUAAACUACACUGGAGGGGACACGUGCCAUAAGGUGUACCAGCGCUCCACGACCAUCUUCUUCUACUGCGACCGCAGCACCCAGAAGCCAGUAUUUCUAAAGGAGACUUCAGAUUGUUCCUACCUGUUCGAGUGGCGGACGCAGUAUGCCUGCCCACCUUUUGACCUGACAGAGUGUUCGUUCAAAGACGCGGCUGGCAACUCCUUUGACCUGUCAUCCCUGUCGAGAUACAGUGACAACUGGGAAGCUGUCACUAGUACGGGGGCCACGGAGCACUACCUCAUCAACGUGUGCAAGUCUCUGUCCCCACAGGCUGGCACCGAGCCGUGUCCUCCAGAAGCAGCUGCGUGUCUGCUGAGUGGCUCCAAGCCUGUGAACCUUGGCAGGGUGAGGGACGGGCCUCAGUGGAUAGAUGGUGUGAUCGUCCUGAAGUAUGUCGACGGCGACCCGUGCCCAGACCAGAUUCGGAAAAAGUCCACCACCAUCCGGUUCACCUGCAGUGAGAACCAAGUGAACUCCAGGCCCAUGUUCAUCAGCGCCGUGGAGGACUGUGAGUACACCUUCUCCUGGCCCACGGCUGCUGCCUGUGCGGUGAAAAGCAAUGUGCACGACGACUGCCAGGUCACCAACCCCAGCACAGGACACCUGUUCGAUCUGAGCUCCCUGGGUGGCAGGGCAGGAUUCACAGCUGCCUACAGCGAGAAGGGGCUGGUGUACAUGAGCAUCUGCGGGGAAAACGAGAACUGCCCUCCCGGUGUGGGGGCCUGCUUUGGUCAGACCAGGAUCAGCGUCGGCAAGGCCAGCAAGAGGCUGACGUAUGCGGACCAGGUCUUGCGGCUGGUGUACGAGGACGGGUCCCCUUGUCCCUCCAAAUCCGGCCUGAGCUACAAGAGUGUGAUCAGCUUUGUAUGUAGGCCUGAGCCCGGGCCGGCCAAUAGGCCCAUGCUCAUCUCCCUGGACAAGCAGACGUGCACGCUCUUCUUCUCCUGGCACACGCCGCUGGCCUGUGAGCAGGCGACGGAAUGUUCCGUGAGGAACGGAAGCUCUAUCAUUGACUUGUCCCCUCUCAUCCACCGCACCGGCGGGUACGAAGCAUAUGACGAGAGUGAGGAUGACGCUUCCUACACCAGCCCCGACUUCUACAUCAACAUCUGCCAGCCGCUGAACCCCAUGCACGGGGUGCCGUGUCCCGCGGGAGCCGCCGUGUGCAAAGUCCCUGUGGACGGUCCCCCCAUAGAUAUUGGCCGGGUUGCAGGACCUCCAAUACUCAAUCCAGUAGCAAAAGAAGUUUACUUGAAUUUUGAAAGCAGCACUCCCUGCUUAGCAGACAAGCAUUUCAACUACACCUCCCUCAUCGCGUUUCACUGCAAGAGAGGAGUGAGCAUGGGGACGCCGAAGCUGUUAAGGACCAGUGAGUGUGACUUUGUGUUCGAGUGGGAGACGCCGAUCGUCUGUCCUGACGAAGUGAGGACCGAGGGCUGUGCCCUGACCGAUGAGCAGCUGCUCUACAGCUUCAACCUGUCCAGCCUUUCCAAAAGCACCUUUAAGGUGACUCGAGACUUGCGCACGUACAGCGUGGGGGUGUGCACCGCGGCCGCCGGGCCGGACCAAGGAGGCUGUAAGGACGGCGGCGUGUGUCUGCUCUCGGGGAGCAAGGGGGUGUCGUUUGGACGGCUGGCGUCCAUGAAGCUGGAUUACAGGCACCAGGACGAGGCGGUCAUUUUAAGUUACAUGAAUGGUGAUGUUUGUCCUCCAGAAACGGACGAAGGUGUCCCCUGUGUCUUCCCCUUCAUAUUCAACGGGAAGAGCUACGAGGAGUGUGUCGUGGAGGGAAGGGCGAAGCUCUGGUGCAGCACGACUGCAAACUACGACCGGGACCGCGAGUGGGGCUUCUGCAGACACUCAAAAAGCCACCGGACUUCUACGAUCAUAUUUAAGUGCGAUGAAGAUGAGGACAUUGGAAGGCCACAAGUCUUCAGUGAAGUUCGUGGGUGUGAGGUGACAUUUGAGUGGAAGACGAAAGUCGUCUGUCCUCCCACGAAGAUGGAGUGCAAAUUCGUUCAGAAGCACAAGACCUACGACCUGCGGCUGCUGUCGUCCCUCACUGGGUCCUGGUCCCUGGUCCACGAGGGAGCCUGGUACUAUGUAAAUUUGUGCCAGAGGAUACAUAAAGGCCCCCUUGACUGUCCCGAAAGAGCCAGCGUUUGCAGAAAGAGCCCGACUGGUGAGGUCCAGGUCUUGGGACUCAUUCACACACAGAAGCUGGAUGUCAAAGAUGACAGAGUGAUUGUCACGUACUCAAAAGGUUAUCCAUGUGGUGACAAUAAGACCACGUCCACUGUGAUAGAAUUGACCUGUGCGAAGACGGUGGGCAGACCUGCCUUCGAGAGGUUUGACAUCGACAGCUGCACUUACUACUUCAGCUGGGACUCUCGAGCCGCCUGUGCCGUGAAGCCCCAGGAGGUGCGGAUGGUGAACGGGACGAUCACCAACCCUAUAAAUGGCAAGAGCUUCAGCCUCGGGGAUAUUUAUUUUAAGCUGUUCAGAGCCUCUGGGGACAUGAGAACCAAUGGGGACAACUACCUGUACGAAAUCCAGCUUUCCACCAUCACAAGCUCCAGGAACCCUGCCUGCUCCGGAGCCAACAUAUGCCAAGUCAAGCCUAACGAUCAGCACUUCAGUAGGAAAGUUGGGACCUCAGAUAAAACCAAAUACUACGUUCAAGAUGGUGAUCUUGACGUCGUGUUUGCCUCUUCCUCUAAGUGUGGGAAAGAUAAGACAAAGUCUGUCUCUUCCACCAUCUUCUUCCACUGCGACCCGCUGGUGAAGGAUGGGAUCCCCGAGUUCAGCCACGAGACAGCUGACUGCCAGUACCUCUUCUCCUGGUACACCUCGGCCGUGUGUCCGCUGGGGGACACUGAGGAUGCUGGGGACAACGGGCAGGCGUCCAGGGGGCUCUCGGAGCGGAGCCAGGCCGUCGGGGCAGUCCUGAGCCUGCUUCUGGUGGCGCUCACGGGCUGCCUGCUGGGCCUGCUGCUGUACAAGAAGGAAAGGAGGGAAACAGUGAUGAGUAAGCUAACCAAUUGCUGUAGAAGAAGUUCAAACGUGUCCUACAAAUACUCAAAGGUGAACAAGGAGGAGGAGGCAGAUGAGAACGAAACGGAGUGGCUGAUGGAGGAGAUCCAGCUGCCAGCUCCAAGGCCGGGGAAGGAAGGGCAGGAGAACGGCCACAUCACCACCAAGUCCGUGAAAGCCGAGGCCCUCAGCUCCCUGCGUGGGGACGACCAGGACAGCGAGGACGAGGUUCUGACCAUCCCGGAGGUGAAAGUUCACUCGGGCAGGGGAGGUGGGGCAGAAAGCUCCCACCCGGCGAGAAACCCACAGAGGAAGGCCCCCGGCGAGCAGGCGGACGACCGGGCAGGGCUGGUGACGGGGGAGAGGGCGAGAAGGGGGAAGCCCAAGUCUGCACAGCGGAAGGCGGGGGCCUCCCCGGCGCUGGUGUCCUUCCACGACGACAGCGACGAGGACCUCUUACACAUCUGACUCCCAGUGCCCGUGGGGCGUGGAGCCGGGACAGCCAAGCACCUCCAACCAAAUAAGACUUCAGCUCGAUGACGCUUCGAUAACUUUGCCUUUAACAAAAACUGUCUCAAAAGGGAAGAGUUUUUGUGCUGGAGGAGAGGGUGAGGGAGGUCAGGCCCUGCUCCUUCACGAGUGUUUACAGUCGCUGGAGUAAGGCGUGGCCCGGUCGGCCACGGGGCGGUGCCUCAUGCCCGGGGUUUUGCCCCAAGUCCUCAUUUGCGAGCUUAAGGCCAGACACAUCUCAGAAUAGAGGGCUGCAUUUGAAACAAACCCUUGCUGCUUUAGGCCCUGUAGGGUAUCUGACCAUUAUAUUUUAGCAUUUUAUUCUCUCCCCCUAUUUAUUGACUUUGACAAUUACUCAGGUUUGAGAAAAAGGAAAAAAGAAAACAGCAACAGUUUCUUCCUGCCGGCAGGGGUGUCAUGUACCGGUUCAUCCAUUCUGAGAAGGGGAGGCUGUCAGUGUGCUGGGACGUUUCUUGUGGAAUUUCGAACUGGCGGUUACUGUGUCCCCUGAGUUGGAAUACUCAUUCUGUGUCUUUUCUCUUUUGCUUUCUGUUUCUCAAAGGGCACACGCAUGUGCUCACGCGCACACACACACGUAUGUGCACAGGGUCCCCGAGUGCCUAGGUUUUGGAGGGUUCUCCUGUUCUAUGCCUUCAGUCAGGAACGGCUGCGGCUUUGCAUGACAUCUUCAACCCUAGGUGUACAGAGCACAUUCAUCAGUAUUUCUUUCACCGGCUGGUGAAGUCAAACAACCCACCCAAAGAUUGAUUUUUGUGUGUGUGAGAGUGGAGUUCAGAUGUCAGAGAAAAUAACUUUUCCAGAUUUGGGGUAUAGGUCUCAUCUCUUCAGGUUCUCAUGAUACCACCUUUACUGUGCUUAUUUUUUUAAGAAAAAAAUGUUUAUCAACCAUUCGACCUAUAAGAAGCCUUAAUUUGCACAGUGUGACUUACGGAAAUUGCAUGAAAAAUGAUGGGCCCGAGUCUCGCCCCUGGCAUCGCACUUGGAUUCGUGGGGAUGAGGCGGAGGGGCCGCUCAGUGUUGUGCGGGGAAGGGCACGGCAUGGGGGGCUCCCCUACCGGGGUCUGCUCCCUUCUAAAAGUGUUUGAGUGACUUUUCUCACAUUAUGGAGUUGUAUAUAGACUCGAUGGUAUUCAUAUACUGAAAAGCAAACCGCCCUACAGAAUCCCUUGGUUUGUACCGGUUUGGCUGGCUUAUUUGAUUUCAACAUGAGUGUAUUUUUUAAAAUUGAUUUUUCUCUUUUUUUUUUUCAAUCAACUUUACUGUAAUAUAAAUUAUUCAGCAAUUUCAAUAAAAGAUAAAUUAUUAA
Lemur catta (Ring-tailed lemur) is the source of this 8842-nucleotide messenger RNA. RefSeq names its product insulin like growth factor 2 receptor (gene IGF2R). The record is from RefSeq and is a predicted model, not a curated record. Gene Ontology annotation, molecular function: signaling receptor activity; D-mannose binding. Lineage: Eukaryota; Metazoa; Chordata; Mammalia; Primates; Lemuridae. Bases 1 to 7473 code for a protein of 2490 amino acids. The transcript is spliced from 48 exons. Gene Ontology annotation, cellular component: trans-Golgi network. Gene Ontology annotation, biological process: lysosomal transport.